Molecule: messenger RNA, 3025 nt
Organism: Tupaia belangeri chinensis (Chinese tree shrew)
Lineage: Eukaryota; Metazoa; Chordata; Mammalia; Scandentia; Tupaiidae
Gene: TAX1BP1
Product: Tax1 binding protein 1
Exons: 18
Coding region: 162-2603 (813 amino acids)
Biological process (GO): negative regulation of apoptotic process
Source: RefSeq, a predicted model, not a curated record
GGCGGAAGUGACGUGGUGCCGGCUCUGCUCCGAGGGGAGGCGUAGCCGGCCGGAGAGGGGAGGCGGUGGUGGCGGAAGAGGUUCGGCGGCUGAUGGCGGCUCGGGGUCGGAAGCUUGCCUAACGCGCCGCUUCGGUCUGGAAGCCCUUGACAGGAUUCACAAUGACCUCCUUUCAAGAAGUUCCUUUGCAGACUUCCAACUUUGCCCAUGUCAUCUUUCAAAAUGUGGCUAAGAGUUAUCUUCCUAAUGCACACCUAGAAUGUCAUUACACCUUAACUCCAUAUAUCCAUCCACAUCCAAAAGAUUGGGUUGGUAUAUUCAAGGUUGGAUGGAGUACCGCUCGUGAUUAUUACACAUUUUUAUGGUCCCCAAUGCCUGAACAUUAUGUAGAAGGAUCAACAGUUAAUUGUGUACUAGCGUUUCAAGGAUAUUACCUUCCUAAUGAUGAUGGAGAAUUUUAUCAGUUCUGUUAUGUUACCCAUAAGGGUGAAAUUCGUGGAGCAAGUACACCUUUUCAGUUUCGAGCUUCUUCUCCAGUUGAAGAGUUGCUCACCAUGGAAGAUGAAGGAAAUUCUGACAUGUUGGUGGUGACCACAAAAGCUGGUCUUCUUGAGUUGAAAAUUGAGAAAAUCAUGAAAGAAAAAGAAGAACUGUUAAAAUUAAUUGCUGUUCUGGAAAAAGAAGCAGCACAACUUCGAGAACAAGUUGGAAGAAUGGAAAAAGAGCUUAACCAUGAGAAAGAAAGAUGUGACAAAUUGCAAGCAGAACAGAAGGAUCUAACUGAAGUCUCACAAAGUUUAAAAAUGGAAAAUGAGGAGUUUAAAAAGAGAUACAGUGAUGCUACAUCCAAAGCUCUGCAGCUUGAGGAAGAUAUUGUGUCAGUGACACAUAAAGCAAUUGAAAAAGAAACAGAAUUAGACAGUUUAAAGGACAAACUCAGGAAGGCACAACAUGAAAGAGAGCAACUUGAAUGUCAGUUGAAGACAGAAAAAGAUGAGAAGGAACUUUAUAAGGUACAUUUGAAGAAUACAGAAAUAGAAAAUACUAAGCUUGUGUCAGAGGUCCAGACUUUAAAGAAUUUAGAUGGUAACAAAGAAAGCAUGAUUACUCAUUUCAAAGAAGAGAUUGGCAGACUACAGUUCUGUUUGGCUGAAAAAGAAAAUAUGCAAAGGGCUUUUCUGCUUACAACCUCAAGUAAAGAGGAUACAUUUUUUUUAAAGGAGCAACUUCGUAAAGCAGAGGAACAGGUUCAUGCUACCUGGCAAGAAGUUGUCUUUCUGGCUAAGGAACUUAGUGAUGCUGUGAAUGUGCGAGAUAAAGCAAUGGCAGAUCUGCAUACUGCACGGUUGGAAAAUGAGAAAGUAAAAAAGCAGUUGGCUGAUGCAGUGGCAGAACUUAAACUGAAUGCUGUGAAAAAAGAUCAGGAAAAGAAUGAUACAUUGGAACAUGAACUGAGGAGAGAAGUCGAAGAUCUGAAACUUCGUCUUCAGAUGGCUGCAGAUCACUAUAAAGAAAAAUUUAAGGAAUGCCAGAAGCUCCAGAAACAAAUAAACAAACUUUCAGACCAAUCGGCUAAUAAUACAAAGAAAAUUGGAAAUCAGCAAAAAGUGAAUGAUGUUUCAAUAAACACAGACCCAGCUACUUCUGCCUCUACUGUAGAUGUAAAGAUACCAUCUUAUGCAGUGGAUACUGAUUUUGACAUGGUAACUAAGGGGCAAGUUAGCGAAAUGACCAAAGAAAUUGCUGACAGAACAGAAAAAUAUAAUAAAUGUAAACAACUCUUGCAGGAUGAGAAAAUAAAAUGCAAUAAAUAUGCUGAUGAACUUGCAAAAAUGGAGCUGAAAUGGAAAGAACAAGUGAAAAUUGCUGAAAAUGUAAAACUAGAACUGGCCAAAGUAGAGGACAAAUAUAAACUUCAGUUGGCAGAGAAAGACAAAGAAAUAAAUGGUCUGACUUCACAUUUGGAAAAGCUCUCCCUGGAGAAGGAACUUAAAAGGAGUAUAGAAAAUCAAGCAGAAAGGAAAAUGGAAGGUCAGAAUUUCCAGAGUACUCAGCAGGCAUCACAGUGUCUCAGUCCGUGCUCAGAGCAAAAUGGUCAUGUCUCUGCAUUGCCAAAUGCACAACCAGUUCUGCAAUAUGGUAAUCCCUAUGCUACACAGGAAAUAAGAGAUGGAGCAGAUGGUGCUUUUUACCCAGAUGAAAUCCAAAGGCCACCUGUGAGAGUCCCUUCUUGGGGACUGGAAGACAAUGUUGUCUGCAGCCAGCCUGCUCGAAACCUUAGUCGGCCUGAUGGUUUAGAAGACACUGAGGAUAGCAAAGAAGAAGAGAAUGUGCCCACUGCUUCUGAUCCUUCAACUCAGCAUUUACGUGGGCACGGAACAGUCUUUUGCUUUGAUUCCAGCUUCGAAGUUCAUAAGAAGUGUCCUCUCUGUGAAUUAAUGUUCCCUCCCAACUAUGAUCAGAUCAAAUUUGAAGAACAUGUUGAAAGCCACUGGAAGGUGUGCCCAAUGUGCAGCGAGCAGUUCCCUCCUGACUAUGACCAGCAGGGGUUUGAAAGGCAUGUUCAGACUCAUUUUGAUCAGAAUGUUUUAAAUUUUGACUAGUUACUUUUUGAGUUAAUUCAGUUUAGCAGUUUAAAAAAUCACCUUAAAUAGACCACUAAGGAGACCAUGAGGUGUCAUUUUAUGCGCCCUCUGCUGCACUUUUCUGACCAAGAGCUACUUUGGUGUUAAGAGGAUCAGGGUCAAUCUUUGGCUUAUCAAUAAAUAUAAUUUUAACUUCUGUUAAUUUUACUUGCUUUAAGAGGUGUUUCUUGUGUGUUUAUAUCUUUAUUUAUUCUCUAGUUUGCAAAAUUGUAUGAGUAAAGAAUAUGAGGAUCGUUUUAAUGUUACUGCGCACUGAAAAAGUAUGUAUGUAUUAGUGUAGUGUGCUAGAUUAUUUAGCAGAAUAUUUACAGGUUUCUGUUGACCUCAUUGAUUGAGCAUGACUACUAAACAUUAUGUAAUAAAAAGCAUUUAUCCUGACA